AUGGGACUUUCAGAUAGAUUAUCACAUAUAAAGAUUAAUAGUGAGAAGAAUGAAAUAGAAAAGAUUGACGAUAAUAAUAAAACAGCUACAACAACAGUAAAAGUUCAGUUACCGAAUGAACACGUUGUAGAGGAUUGCGGUACUUGUACAUUGCUGGGUGUUGACGAUACAAAGAAUAAGAUGUUUCAAUUUAUGAAUACAGGUGGUGCCGAUAAGAUUGACAGCAGUAGCAAGACUGAACAACAUAGAUUUUGGGAGCCUUUAGAUGAGCCUGUAGAUGCAGUGGGACUGGGUAACAGCGGGUGGAAUCUACUGCAUACGAUCGCCGCUUACUACCCAGAGAAACCCGAUGCUCAACACCAAGAGGACACACGUCAAUUCCUCCAGGCAUUCUCAAAGGUUUACCCGUGCAAAGUGUGUGCCAAAGACUUUCAAGAGGUCCUCACAGCGACACCCGCACGUCUACAGAGUCAACAUGAAUUUGCACAAUGGAUGUGCGAGGCACACAAUCACGUCAACAAAAUACUAGGCAAGCCUGAAUUUGAUUGUGAUCAAGUAGAUAAACGUUGGAAACGUACAGCUAUCAAAAAACAACUAGAUCAUUAA
Molecule: messenger RNA, 606 nt
Organism: Heterostelium album PN500
Lineage: Eukaryota; Evosea; Eumycetozoa; Acytosteliales; Acytosteliaceae
Product: FAD-linked sulfhydryl oxidase
Exons: 1
Coding region: 1-606 (201 amino acids)
Cellular component (GO): mitochondrion
Molecular function (GO): flavin adenine dinucleotide binding; flavin-dependent sulfhydryl oxidase activity
Source: RefSeq, a predicted model, not a curated record